This is a messenger RNA of Nothobranchius furzeri (turquoise killifish), 1378 nucleotides long. It is a transcript of the gene tmem101, whose product is annotated as transmembrane protein 101. The record is from RefSeq and is a predicted model, not a curated record. NCBI's taxonomy places the organism in Eukaryota, Metazoa, Chordata, Actinopteri, Cyprinodontiformes, Nothobranchiidae. Gene Ontology annotation, biological process: positive regulation of canonical NF-kappaB signal transduction.
UACGGAAGUGGCGUUCCUGCUGAAUAUGUGAGCAUCAAUCAUGGCAGGUCCCAGUCGAAAGCAGAUGUUUCGGUUCCUUAGCCAACUUGGGGCUUUUAUACUUACUCGUUUUGGAUUUUGGAACUGCUUUAGCAUGCUGAUGCUGUUUGCCGAAAGAGCGGACUUAAAAAGAAAGCCAGACAUCCAUUUACCAUACCUGUAUGUGGACAUGGGAGUGGCCGUCCUCUGUGCCAGCUUUAUGUCUUUUGGAGUGAAGAGGAGGUGGUUUGCACUGGCAGCUGCUGUGCAUCUGGCCGUUAGCACUUAUGCUGCGUAUGUUGGAGAACAGGUGCAUUAUGGGGACUGGCUAAAGGUGCGGAUGUACUCCAGAGCUCUGGCGAUCAUCGGGGGCUUUCUGGUCCUGGCCAGCGGUGCGGGGGAGGUGUACAGACGGAAAGCACGCAGCAGAUCUCUGCAGUCCACUGGGCAGAUCUUUCUGGGAAUCUAUCUCAUCUGUGUGGUGUACUCCCUGCAGCACAGCAAGGAGGACAGGCAGGCCUAUCUGAACCACAUCUUUGGAGGGGAGCUCACUCUGGUGCUGCUGGAGGUGCUGUUUGGUGUUCUGGCUCUGGCUUUUCUCUCAGGAUACUACAUCCGCAUCGCCGCUCAAAUCCUGGCCACCAUCCUCCCUCUGGUCAUCCUCCUCAUCGACGGAAACAUCGGCUACUGGCACCACUCUCGCAAGGUGGAGUUCUGGAACCAGAUGAAGCUGAUUGGCCAUAACGUCGGCAUCUUUGGUGCUUUGCUGAUUCUCGCCACUGAUGGUUAAAAACUCUGAAUGUCUGAAAGAACUUCUCCAGCCCGGGGUGCAGGAUGAGAUGGUUGUGGCCUUUUAUUUUCGUCACACCCUGAAUCUAGCUAAAAGCUGCUGUUGCUCAGCAACACCUCAGGAUUCAAACGCUCCACGCUCAGAUGCAUCUGGAAGAAACAAACACACACACAACUUCGUUGUUUUAAAACAAGUGUUGUUAUUUAUUUGGAGUCGUGUUUACAUUUGCUUUGCUCUGACACAUUACGCCAAGAACUGGGACUAUGGUUAAACUUAAGCAGGACACUUUGACUAGUAAAGAGCUGGACCACUUAUCACAUUAGGUUUGAAACGUUUUAUAAGGGAAGCUGUCAUAUUGCUUGAGAUCAUUUGAUAAACGGUUUGAAAAGUAGCUUUUUAUUUGUACACACGACUGUUUUCAGUAAAUAAAAGGGAUUUGAGUCUUCAGUUUAAAUGUUGACAUUACAUAUAAGCAAACUCCACUUGGAUGUGUGAUUGUCAGACUGAUGAUAUUCAGGAUUUUACUGUUUUACUAAAUAAAUGGACUGACAGCCGCAUGUCAAACAUGAA